AUCUGGCCGCUGAUCCUGAUGUGAGCCAACUACUUGCAAUGCUCUUGAAGCUUAUAAAUGCAAAGAAGACAAUAGAAAUUGGAGUCUUCACUGGAUGCUCCCUUCUCACCACAGCUCUGGCAAUUCCAAAUGAUGGCAAGAUCACCGCAAUAGAUGUGAAUCGAGAGACAUAUGAGAUAGGUUUGCCCUUCAUCCGUAAAGCAGGUGUUGAACACAAAAUCAACUUCAUUCAAUCUCCUGCUCUCCCAAUUCUUAAUGAGCUUCUACAAGAAGUAAGUU
Messenger RNA from Rubroshorea leprosula, 279 nucleotides. The record is from the annotation of a GenBank genome assembly. NCBI's taxonomy places the organism in Eukaryota, Viridiplantae, Streptophyta, Magnoliopsida, Malvales, Dipterocarpaceae.